CAAAUUCUAUGUCCAAGAAGAGGACGACCAGAUCGACCAGAAGUGCCAUAAUAUGCUCACUUGUUUUGUGUUUCACUUAUACAAAGGCGUGAGGGCUGGCGGUGGUAUCGGCGAUGAGAUCGAGUCGCCCGACGGCGAUGAGUACGAAGUCUAUCGCAUUAUAUUCGACAUCACGUUCUUCUUCUUCGUGAUCGUCAUUCUUCUCGCUAUUAUUCAGGGUCUGAUAAUCGACGCGUUCGGCGAACUCCGCGAUCAGUUACAGUCGGUGUCGGACGACAUG
Messenger RNA from Oppiella nova, 280 nucleotides. Lineage: Eukaryota; Metazoa; Arthropoda; Arachnida; Sarcoptiformes; Oppiidae. The record is from the annotation of a GenBank genome assembly.